Messenger RNA from Lachancea meyersii CBS 8951, 4482 nucleotides. The record is from the annotation of a GenBank genome assembly. NCBI's taxonomy places the organism in Eukaryota, Fungi, Ascomycota, Saccharomycetes, Saccharomycetales, Saccharomycetaceae.
AUGUCGCAGAACUCGCAGAACUCGCAGAACUCACAGAACAUACACUCCGCGCCAAGCCAGUCUGGAGCACAGGGCUGGAACGGGAGUGUUACAAGCUCAAACGGUGCUGAAACUGCACCCAGCAUUCUUGGAAGUACAAACCGGCCGAAUCAACCGCUCCAGCAGCAGCUGCAACAGUUUGUUCUGCCGUCGAUCAGCGGACUUGAAAACGGACACCACGGGGAACAGCAACGGCUGCCCUUCAUGCCCCGGCCAAAGGGCUUCUCUGUUGCCAGUCUGGAUAAUCCACUGCCUGCACAACAACAACAACAACAACAACAACAACAACAACAACAACAACAACAACAACAACAACAACAACAACAACAACAACAGCAGCAGCAGCAGCAGCAGCAGCAGCAGCCGCCCGACGGUAAAGGUGCUCCCAUCACCACACUUCCUGCAGAGCACGUUCCUGGCACCUCGUUCAAACCACUCAACUUCAAGGACGCACUUUCGUAUCUGGAGCAAGUGAAGUUCCAGUUCAACAGCCGGCCAGAUGUGUACAACCAUUUCCUGGACAUCAUGAAGGACUACAAGUCACAGGCCAUCGACACGCUCGGUGUCAUCGAACGCAUCUCGACCCUGUUCAAGGGCUAUCCGGUCCUCAUCCAGGGCCUCAACACGUUUUUGCCCCAGGGCUACAGAAUCGAGUGUGCUCAGGACCCCAAGGACCCCAAUUUCAUUUCCGUGACUACUCCUUUCGAUAACGCCAAUCGCCCCACAAGGCUUGAAACACACGAUAUAUCUGUCUCCAACACCGCGAGCGCUGCGACAGCUGCAUUACCGCAUCAGCUCAGCGAUACUCCCACAUCUCAGAGCGCUGCCGUCUCUGAGCAGGCCAGGAUUGAUGUAGUUCAACCCGCAUUACCGGGACCACCACCCGUCUUCCCAGCUGGAAAUCAACAACAGCAGCAAAUGCCGGUGCGUCACGCUGAACAAGCUGAACAGCAAUUACCUUCGAGCCUUCGGAGUCCACAAUCCCAGCAGCCUUCCCAGCAGCCGCCCCAGUCACUUCAACCUCAGAAGCCAUCUCAUGCACAGCCACCACAGCAAUAUCUGGCAGCCAGGAACGCUGGUGAUGUCGAAUUUAGCCACGCAAUCAGCUAUGUGAACAAGAUCAAAACAAGGUUCGCGGAUCAACCCGAUAUUUACAAACACUUUUUGGAGAUUUUACAAACCUACCAAAGGGAGCAGAAACCUAUUCAUGAAGUCUAUGCUCAAGUAACGGCUUUGUUUCAGCACGCACCAGACCUACUUGAUGACUUCAAGAAAUUUUUGCCGGACGCUACUGCCGCUCACGAACAACAUAUGCAGCGCAUUCAGCAACAGCAACAACAACAUAUUCAACAUUUGCAGCAAUUGCAGCAACAGCAGCAACUCCAAAUACAGCAAAUGAAUCAAAAUGCACAGUUUCCUGGACAUCUUCAACAGGAGCAACAUCCAGAUCAGGCUCAGUUGUCACUGCAUCAAGAACAGCUGCGUCAACAUCAAGAAUUAGAGCAACACCGGCAAAAUUUACAACACUCGUACAAUGGCGGACCAGCAUUUUUUCAGCCACAGCAGGCAACGACACAGAACCUUCCACCACUUGGAAGCUUCUCUCCUCCUAUGAAUGGACGUGAGAACGAGCCACAUAUAAAUUUACCGGCUGUCCAAGAAGCUGGGCCAAACCUAUCAUAUCGGUCGCCUCAGCAAUCCGCUCAGAUUCCUGCUCAGGGGAUCGUCAGUACUGCUUUACCUGUUUCGGACCUUCGCGGCCCUAUCGAUGGCGGCUUUGCUCCGCCUUCAUUGCAUACCCAAGAUAUACAGUACUUGGAGCCAACCUCAAGACCAGAGAUUGAUUUAGACCCCAGUUUGGUUCCCGUCAUUCCUGAACCAAUUAAACCACUGGAAACUGACAUAACACUGAUUGAAGAAACUUCAUUUUUCGACAGGGCUAAAAAGUAUAUGGGAAACAAACAAGUCUACACAGAAUUCCUCAAAAUUUUGAACUUGUUUUCCCAGGACCUGAUCGACACAAACGAACUUGUUGACAAAGUCGAACAUUAUCUAGGAGGGAACUUGGAGCUCUUUGACUGGUUCAAAAGUUUUGUUAACUAUGUUGAGAAGCCAAAAACUCUCGAAAACGUAGUACACGAAAAACAUAGGCUGGACUUGGACAUGUGCGAAGCCUGCUGCCCUAGCUAUAAAAAGCUUCCUAAGACCGACACUUUCAUGCCAUGCUCAGGCAGAGACGAGAUGUGUUGGGAGGUCCUGAAUGACGAAUGGGUAGGCCAUCCAGUGUGGGCCUCUGAAGACUCUGGAUUCAUAGCGCAUCGCAAAAAUCAGUAUGAAGAAACUUUGUUCAAAAUUGAAGAAGAGCGGCACGAAUAUGAUUUCUAUAUUGAGGCUAAUUUGAGAACUAUUCAGACCCUGGAGACUAUUGCUAAUAAAAUUGCGAGUAUGACACUAGAGGAAAGGCAAACAUUCAAACUACCACCUGGUUUGGGGCAUUCUUCCCUCACAAUCUACAAGAAAGUCAUCAGGAAGGUUUAUGAUAAGGAUAGAGGCUUCGAAAUCAUCGACGCCCUUCAUGAGAAUCCGGCUGUCUCUAUUCCCAUUGUCUUGAAAAGACUGAAGCAAAAGGAUGAGGAGUGGAGACGGGCUCAAAGAGAGUGGAAUAAAGUAUGGAGGGAGUUGGAGCAAAAAGUGUUUUACAAGUCCUUGGAUCACUUGGGCCUCACCUUCAAGCAAGCUGAUAAAAAGUUGCUUACUGCCAAACAGCUUAUAUCCGAGAUCAGCAGCGUCAAAGUUGAUCAAACCAAUAAAAGGAUAUAUCCAUUCACACCAAAGCCAGAAAGUCAGUUGGAUUACCAUCUUAAAGACAAAGGAGUGCUUUUUGACAUUUUGGAUUUGGUCACUGUGUUCAUUAAUCAAAGCGCUACAUAUUCUGGUGCUGAUAAACAGAAGCUGAUUGAGUUCUUCAGGGGAUUCUUAUCCACAUUUUUCGAUAUCUCAUAUAGUGAGUAUGAAAGCUUAGAGGAGACAAAAUCGAAUCAACUAUCUGGUGAUGAAAGGGUGGCAACUCCCUCGCGAAAGAGGAAGAGGCAAGAUGACCACAUACUCAGAGAUUUACUCAGAGGCAGGCAUACAACGAAAAGAAAAAACGGCUCGGACAGUGGGCAGCAAUCGGAUGAACAAGACCUGUACGAAAGAGAAGCUGCCAGUAACGACGAAGAGGAGAUUAUUAGACAGGAGGCCAAAAACCCCUGGCUUUUAGGCAACGUCAUAGAGGAAGCGAACGACCACGGGUUUGUUCCAAACAGGAAUGUCUACAAUAUGUUUGCUAAUGCAAAUAUAUAUGUGUUUUUCCGCCACUUAAUCACUCUAUAUCAGCGUUUGCGCGAGGUGAAAGAAUUGAAUCAAGAUGUCACAAAUGAUAUCAAAAACAGGAAAAUUGCCCAGUUUGCAAAAGACCUCAAUUUGUUAUCAAAUCAACUUUCUGAAAUGGGCUUGGAUUUCGGAGGAGCUGACGCUUAUCAGGAAGUUUUGAAUCUCUGUAGACGCCUGAUCGAGAAAGACAUCGAACAUCAAUGGUUCGAAGAAAGCCUACGCCAAGCAUAUAAAAACAAAGCCUUCAAACUCUACACGGUCGACAAGGUGGUGCAAUGGUUAGUCAAGCAUGCUCAUGCGAUUGUAACGGACGCCAAAACUUCUGAGAUUUUAAUUCUGUUCGAAAAGGACCGGACUUCUCCUACUACCAGCAGGCGAGACCAGAUCCUCUACCGGCUUCAGGUAAGGUCUCACAUGGGACUUUCCGAUAAUAUGUUUCGCAUUGAAUACAACCAACAAACUAAACACAUUAGUAUACAGUUUGUUGCAGUGGACGACCUUACGCUGAAGGAGCCGGAGUCGCUCAAAGAUCGCUGGCAAUACUACUUGACCUCAUACGCUCUUUCGCACCCCACUGAAGGAGUCCCACAUGAAGAAAUAAAAAUUCCUUUCCUCGUGAACAAUUUCAGAGAAGAUGAGCAGGACAGCGAGGUUGAAAAAGACUCGAAUGGUGGUCGAUCCGUCUCGCAGCUUCGUAUUCAAAUCAACCCUGAAAAUUAUGAGCUCCAAAUUGAGCCCAACUCCAAGGACGUUUUCACCACGCUCGCCACCAACAAGUUUCCAACUAAAGCGGCGCAUCAUAACAGUCAGGAAAGGGAUCAAAACAAGAAAAAAGCGAUCUCCUUUUUGAAUGGGGAGCACGGCUGGAAAAAGGGGUUGAGCAAAGAGAGAGCUACAGAAGCUGAGGCUAGACUCAACUACGUCAAGGUUCAUGGGGAGGUUGAAGUCCCAGCCGAAAAAGAAAAUCUAUCUCAGCAAAGCAGUAAAGCUGAGGUGGAUGGACCUGCUGAAAGGACCGGUGAUGAUACCGAUGUCAAAGGAGAUGACACCACUGCGGAGGAGAUAUAA